Messenger RNA from Candidula unifasciata, 1288 nucleotides. The record is from the annotation of a GenBank genome assembly. NCBI's taxonomy places the organism in Eukaryota, Metazoa, Mollusca, Gastropoda, Stylommatophora, Geomitridae.
GGAAUCUGAGUAUUCCAUUUUCCGCUCAGGUUUACGAGUCAAUCAAGACAAUGCAAAACUCUUCAAUAAUGUCGGCCAUGCACUGGAAAAGGUGCAAAAAUUUGCUGAAGCACUGGACUAUUUCAAGAAAGCUGCAAGUGUUCAGCCUGAUGACAUUGGUGCACACAUUAAUGUUGGGCGGACUUUUGUCAACCUCAAUCAGAGUGCAGACGCUGAGAAGGCAUAUGCAAAAGCCAUUGGGCUCUUUCCCCCCAUAAUCAAAGGAAAAUCUUAUCAAGCAAGAGUAGCACCAAGUCAUUUGAAUGCAUAUCUAAACCUAGCAAAUCUGGUGUCUAAAGAUCCCAGCAGACUCAGUGAAGCAGAUCAGUUGUUGAGGCAAGCAAUUACAAUGAGAGCUGACUUUGUUGAAGCAUACAUUAAUUUAGGGGAUAUACAAGUCAAACUGGGCAGACUAGAUGAUGCCAGAGCCACAUAUGAAGCUGCUCUCAGACAGGAUCCAACAAAUGCAGAUCUGUAUUAUAAUCUUGGAGUGGUCUUGUUGGAGCUGAACCAAACAGCAAGUGCCAAGAAACAUUUUGAGUUAGCUUUACAGCAUGAUCCUGAUCACUGGCAAUCACUUUAUAACUCGGCCAUUUUGAUGCAGGAAGGGGGUGACCCUAGAGAAAGGGAUGUAGCGUUGCAAAGAUUAGAAAAGCUGAAGUCAAGAAGAGGCGAUGACCCAAAAGUAUAUUUUAACUCUGCCAUGCUGGAAAUGGAUAAGCAAAAUUAUGAGGUUGCUGAAAUUCACUUCAGGAAGGCUAUUGAGUUUGACCCGACGUUUCGCAGCGCUUUAUUCAAUCUAGCACUCAUGCUUGUGAACAACUUAAGGAAACCACAAGAUGCUGUUCCAGUUUUACAUCAGUUACUUGAGCACUACCCUGAUCAUGAUAAAGGCCUCAUUCUGAUGGGUGAUAUUAAUGUCAACUACUUAAAAGAUUUGGAUGCAGCAGAAAAGAAUUUCCAGAGCAUUUUGAGCAGAAACCCCAGGAACAGUCAAGCCAUGCACAACCUUUGUGUUGUGUAUGUGGAGCGUGGAGACCUUCUUGGUGCUGAACAGUGUUUAGUGCAAACACAGCAGCUGGAUCCAAAUGCCCAGUAUAUCCAGAAUCAUCUGAACAUUGUGCGCAACAAAAUUGCUGAGGUCAGAAAACAUACACCCAAACCGCACAAUCAAGCCAAUAAAAAUCCCCAGGAACAUUUGCACUUAGAUGCAAAACAGCAAGCACAACAAGCUGUGAAAGGAACGUAG